Ailuropoda melanoleuca (giant panda) is the source of this 1666-nucleotide messenger RNA. It is a transcript of the gene CNPY2, whose product is annotated as canopy FGF signaling regulator 2. Gene Ontology annotation, cellular component: endoplasmic reticulum. Lineage: Eukaryota; Metazoa; Chordata; Mammalia; Carnivora; Ursidae. The coding region runs from base 999 to 1547 and encodes 182 amino acids. The record is from RefSeq and is a predicted model, not a curated record. The transcript has 6 exons.
GGACUUCUCACCCCCUAGCCGUGCACCUUUCUUCUGGAAGGUCCUAGCCCACCUAGCCUGCCACGCGCGCGCGCCUGACCGCCUCCUUAUGCCACGCUGCGCUCUGUCCUUGCUUCAGGCCACUCCUAUUCUUCGGCUGACCCCUGGUGGUCACGUGGAGCUGCUCGCCACGCAAGUCUGGGUCCUUCUGCGAUCCACCGGGGUCCUCGCUGCCUGGAAGCCGGUCCUGAGCUGCCUGUUCGCGCGAGAGUUUGGAGGGGCGGGUUUGGGGUCGGUCUCUCGUGUGGGGCUCGCACCGCCGUGCACCGGAGCCCUGCUUAGGCGCCCGCUUAGAGUCGGGGGAGCUGGAUCAGGCAGUCGCUGGGGCACCCGUGCCUGCAAAGUGCCGGAGCGCUCUGGAGAAGCCUGGACAGCCCCGCUCCCCAGCAGCCAGGUGCUAGGGUCCGGAGCUAAAGUGAGAGUCCGGCAGUCUUCGAGCGCCUGGGCCACGGCGGCGGCCCUGGGAGCAGAGGUGGGACGGGUGCGAGUGGCCCUAAGUGUCGGGGAUGGACUGGAGCGAAGGCCGUGGCGGCGUCCUUAGAAAGGAGGCUGGUCCGCACGGGAAAUAGCUUAUGGGCUGGAGGUGGGGAUGCUGUAAUCUAAGGUGGUGGGUCCAAAUAGACCCCAGUUACUGAGUGCUCUUCUCCCGCCCACCACCCCGCUGCCUCCUGGCGGGAAUCAGCUGCCUCCCUUGCCGGCAGCUCCUCUGUGCCUGCCGUCCUCGCUUAGUGGCCAGCCUCUGUUCCGCAGCUGCCACAUAACCCUGUGAGCCUUAGGCAGCCGACGCUGAAGUACCAACAUCUGGGGCCUCACCUGUCGACGUAGCGUCUGGGGCUGAGCCCCAAGUCCCUAGCUCGCGCUCUCACCGCCUGAAGAAUCCGAGUCCUCAAGCGCUGGGAACAGAGGAGUUCUUUUGUGCCCUGGCCAUUUCCUGGUGGAGCAACCCCAUUCCGCUAAAGAUGAAAGGCUGGGGUUGUCUGGCCCUGCUUCUGGGGGCCCUGCUGGGAACUGCCUGGGCUCGAAGGAGCCAGGAUCUACACUGUGGAGCUUGCAGGGCUCUGGUGGAUGAACUAGAGUGGGAAAUUGCCCAGGUGGAUCCCAAGAAGACCAUUCAGAUGGGCUCUUUCCGAAUUAAUCCGGAUGGCAGCCAGUCAGUGGUGGAGGUGCCUUAUGCUCGCUCAGAGGCCCACCUCACAGAGCUGCUAGAGGAGGUAUGUGACCGGAUGAAGGAGUAUGGGGAACAGAUUGACCCUUCCACUCACCGCAAGAACUACGUACGUGUAGUGGGCCGGAAUGGAGAAUCCAGUGAACUGGACCUACAGGGCAUCCGAAUUGAUUCAGACAUCAGUGGCACUCUCAAGUUUGCGUGUGAGAGCAUUGUGGAGGAAUAUGAGGAUGAACUCAUUGAAUUCUUUUCCCGAGAGGCUGACAAUGUUAAAGACAAACUUUGUAGUAAGCGAACAGAUCUAUGUGACCAUGCCCUGCACAUAUCGCAUGACGAGCUGUGAACCACUGGAGCGGCCCGGGCUGACAGGCUUGAUGGAUCACCCCCAGGAGGGGAAGAGGGUGGCAAUGCCUUUUAUAUAAUGUUUUUACUGAAAUGAACUGAAAAAUGGUGAAACCAAAA